AUGGCGUCUAGAUUUUUUGCGGUCCUUGCAUUGGUGCUCCUGGUGGGUACAUCUGCCGAUGCGGCGUCUCAGGCGUACAGGAGAUGCCCGGAGCGUCAAGGCUCGUGUCUCGCCUGCCCCACCACCGAGUCCCUCCCAACCAUCGCCACCUACAACGGCGUGCAACUCGGCGGCUAUCUCGCUCACCCGUCCGCCACCGACAGCGGGCCGCAAGGCACGCUGCUGAAUCCCGAGGACACGAAUACCGCGUUCAUGCCGAUCCAGAGCUGCUGCGCCAAGUGCCUUGCGAACGAUAGGUGUGCCUACUGGCACUGGUACCAGAAGCAGGACACCACGGACGGUCGCUGCGCGCUGUUCGACGACUCGCAGUGCAGCUUCGGAAACUACGGCAAGUUCCGCGUGUACUCGUCGAUCAACAUCUACGCCUUCAAGCGCUGCGGCGCUCCCGUCACCCCGCCACCCGCCGCCAACACAUCUUGCCCCACCUUCACCUGCACCGGCUCCGCGCCGUCCGCCACGGACAAUCUCAGCACCUUCCCCGGCGCGCAGGCCGGGCGGAUCUACGAGAGCUACUCGCCGGCGACGGGGCCGACGCUGGUGGCGGAUAAGGGCCUGGUGUCGGUGACGGAAUGCUACAACACGGCGGCCAACAUGUGGCAAGAAGACGUCAAGUAUUUCACGUGGGAGCGCAGCUCCAACGGCCUCGGUCGCUGCCGUUUGCUGUCAUCGCAGGCUUGCAACUACCAAUCACCCGAUGGGAACGCUGGCACUCCAGUGUUUAGUCCGUCCGCGCCUGGCACCUACUCACCCGUCUGGGUUCUCCAUGCCGCGCGCCACGACGGCGGAAAGCGCGCGACGCCCCCUGCACGCCGUGAUUCCGCCAUUGCGGGAGCCGCGGACUCCGCAAGGCGGCGGUCCGCGCGCGCCAAGAUCACGUGGGGGCGACCGAGACCCAGCGAAGCCGGCGUAAGGCGGCGCACUAGCAGCGCCGCAACUGGCGGCGGAGGCCGGGCGCUUAGUCCGAGCCGCGGCAGGAUCGAGUAUCCGGACGGCGGCGUUUUCAGCGUGGACGGCGAGGAUGACGAGGACAGCGUGUUUCACUCCGUUGUCAUUCCCAGCCCUCGCGCGACGCUCGAUACGCUCCAUCUCGCCGCGUCUGCCGCCGCAAACGCCACUGUCAGCCCUUCACCCGCGUCCUCCUCAUUCGCAGAACCGCCAGGACCGGACUCUUCGGCGCAAGCUGCGGGUACUGCUUCUGCUGCCGCUGCAGCUCCUCCUCCGCCGUCCACGUCAACCGCGCCUGCCACGUCAGCCACGUCUGUUGGCUCCGCUGGCCAUUCCCGGGGCGCUGUGGGCAAGAAGAAAAGCCGCCUGGCGAAAGGCAAGGCCGCCGUUUCGGGAGGGACGGGGGGCGGCGGCUUCAGCGAGCGACCGGUGAUAGAUGAGAUCAAGAAGGUGGUGUCGGGUGGUGGUGACGAGCCGCACUACCGGCACAGCCCGCAGGAGUACGAGAUCUGGCAUAUCGACGAUGAAGGGAAGCGGGUCAUGGAGAAGCUUGAAAAGCUUGAAAAGCUUGAAAAGCUUGAAAAGCUCGAGAAGCUCGAGAAGCUCGGUCACAAAGCUGAUGGAAGGGCAGUGGAAGGGCAGGCUGUGAACGGGCAGAGUAGCAAGCAGAAGGCGAAGGAUCAGGUGGUUUCCGGGCAGUUGAACGGGCAGGUGGUGAAUGGGCGGCUGGGAGUCGUUGUCCCGAGCGAAGCUGACAGCAGCGGCGGCUCAAGUGGCGCCGCGAGUGCCGCUACAGAGGAAAGCGAGGCGACUCGCAGCAGCAGCAGCAGCGGCGGCGGCGGUGGCAGCGGGAGAGCUAGCAGUGUAAGUAGCAGCAGCCGCACCACCACCACCACCAGCAACAGCGGUCGCGACGGCGAGGAUGAGCGGAGCGGCGGCGCGGGCGGGUCGGUGGCGCUGGGGCGGACGUGGUGGGAGGCGGCGUCCGCUGCGGCGACGCGACCAGCGCUGCAGCAGGAGCUGAUGACCCUGGCCAAAGAACCCGUCUACCAGGUGCUGGAGGUGAACGGACGCGGCGAUGUGUGGCAACGGGAAGCGAGCCGACGACAGCUGCUCAAGAUCAGUGGGCUGACCCAGCGGGACGUGAGGCGCAUUGACCCCUCGCUGUGGGUCACCAACUCCAUGCCCGCCAUCCUUGUGCGGGACAGCGCCAUUCUGCUGAAUCUAGGGUCGCUGCGAGCCAUCUCCACAGCACACACCGUCCUCAUAUUCGACUACAACAGUGUGGGAGCGCAGUCAUUCGUGGAGGUGCUGCUGGAGCGCCUGCGCCUGGAUGCUGACGUGUCCAUCAGUGGGGGACCUGCUGUGCCCUUCGAACUCGAGGUGGUAGAAUCAGCCCUCAUCUCCCGCACUCAACGCCUGGAGAGUGCCCUAAUGGACAUAGAGCCGCGCGUGCUCUCCCUGCUCGAAGUCCUCCCCAACCGUCUCACGGCCGACAAUCUAGAGGAGCUGCGGCUGAGCAAGCAGGCGCUGGUGGAGCUGGGGUCCAAGGCGGGCGCGCUCAGACAGAUGCUGCUGGAGCUGCUGGAACACACGAAUGAGCUGCGGCGGAUUACUGCUAUAGAUAGGCAGUGCCGGGUCAACAAGGACGGCGCUUUUGAGUGCCCCACCGCUGCCGACACGCUGCUGGCUGAAGAGGAGGAGCAGGAGAUAGAGAUGGUGUUUGAGUACUACCUGCAGAGGUGUGAGUCGUGCCAUGGGCAGUCGGAGAAGCUGCUGGACUCAGCCAAGGAGAUGGAGGACUCCAUCGCUGUCAACCUCAGUUCGCGGCGCUUGGAGGUGGGGCGGUUGGAGCUGUUGCUGCAGGUGGGCACAUUCGCUGCAGCGCUGGGAGCACUCAUUGCAG
This is a messenger RNA of Closterium sp. Naga37s-1, 2911 nucleotides long. The record is from the annotation of a GenBank genome assembly. NCBI's taxonomy places the organism in Eukaryota, Viridiplantae, Streptophyta, Zygnematophyceae, Desmidiales, Closteriaceae.